GCUCCAAAUGGCGACCAAACUACUAGCAAUAUGUGCAGUUAGUCUAAUUGCGAAAGGUAACUCGACCUGUCCGGAAACUAAGUAUCUGGUGUCCGGAAAACGUCCCAUUCCUGACGAAUAUCUGACGGCAUCUAGUGAGUUGCAUCCCGAAAAUAGCUUUUAUGAAGACCAUAGUCCGGGGAGAUCAAGGCUGGAUACUAAAGGCAUAUAUAUAAAUGGAAUCUGGCUGAGUGGCGGUUGGUCUGCACAAACGAGUGAUGAUCAACAGUGGAUACAGGCGAGAUUCUGGGAUCUGAGCUACAUAACUGGAAUAGUGACCCAGGGUAGAAACAUUGGCAAGGGAAGCGCACUUUACCAACGAGUUACUUCAUAUCAGUUUCACUUUUCACAAGACUGUGUGAAGUUUGUAACACUUAGAGACCCAAAUGAUGACAACGAGAUAUUUCCUGGGAAUACAGACCAAGAUUCGCAUGUGACAAUCAUGCUUCCAAGUCCAGUCCGUGCUUUGUGCGUGCGCAUUCAACCGGUCACCUGGGUUGAGCACAUAACGUUACGCUUUGACGUGCUGGGUUGCUCGUGUGGAAGUGUUUUGUGUUUGAUCAAUUGUUACUGCGAUAAUUGCACAAACUGUGGAACCGAAUGUCAGUGUACGUGUCCGAAGUAUUGUGAACGCAAGGGCGCUAGCCAUAGUUGUUUCGCUGACGGAACAUGCAGAUACGGAUGCACUGAAAAUCACUACGGGCCAGUAUGCGACAAGAAAUGCUCACCAUACUGUGCAAUAUCCUCAACCGGAGACGUAUGUUCUAAUGAUGGCUCAUGUCUUUACGGAUGCGUUGCAAAUCAUUAUGGUUCGCAAUGUAAACAUAUCUGCCCCAUGAACUGUGCAUUGGUGGACAAUAGAACUAGAUGUGAUGACAAAGGUGUUUGCGUUGACGGUUGUGCCCCGGACUUUUUCGGCCGACAAUGCAAUAACCCAUGUCCAACAAACUGUGCAGCAGGAGCAAAUGGUAGCAUGUGUGAUCAACAAGGUGUUUGUGUCCACGGAUGCGCAAAUGACCAUUUCGAUAGAAAAUGUUCGAACCUUUGUCCAACUUCAUGUGCGCCUGUAGCUGGAGGAAGUCGAUGUUCAGACAGUGGCUCGUGCACAAUGGGGUGCAUUGCAGGAUAUAGUGGUGAUACAUGUGAACCAUCGAUAAAAAUAUCAGAAGAAAGCGUGAGUAGGUAUAAGUCUGGGAUGAUUGAAAGCUUGAUUGUGGCUGUCACUGUUGUCGCCCUAGUAACUAUCGCGGUUAUGAUUUGCUUUCUCCGGAAGAAAAGGCUGACAUGUACAGAUGUUGUCAACAGAUCAAUGAGCGACCGAACAGGGCCUGCUGAACUCAAUCAACACAGCAUUGAUACAUUUAAUGCGUGCUGCACAUUGGGCACGCACAGGGAGGAAGCCGAACUUCUAUUGAUUUCCGACAAUCAACACAGCAUUGAUACAUGUAAUGCGUACUGCAACUUUGACACGCACAGGGAUGAAGCCGAACGUCUAUUAAUUUCGGAUAAUCAACACAACAUGGAUACAUGUAACGCGUAAUGCACCUAGAACAUGCACAGGGUUGAAGCCGAACGUCUAUUAAUUUCGGAAAAUCAACACAACAUGGAUACAUGUAACGCGUAAUGCACCUUGGACAUGCACAGGGAUGAAGCCGAACGUCUAUUAAUUUCGGAAAAUCAACACAGCAUGGAUACAUGUAACGCGUUAUGCACCUAGGACAUGCACAGGGAUGAAGCCGAACGUCUAUUAAUUUCGGAUAAUCAACACAGCAUGGAUACAUAUAAUGCUACUUCACCUUGGACACGUCCAAGGAGGAAGCCGAACGUCUAUUAUUUUUGGACAUGCUUCAAGUCGAUAACACACAAUAAAACAUACAUGCUAUUAUAUUUUUGUAACAUAAUAUAGUGUUUGUGUUACAUUCAUGUCUUUUCUAUUAAUAUGGAAAUUCAUAUGCAUAUUUUAAUUAUAACAUCAUGUAGUAACGUAUGUGAAUUCAUGUGAAAGAUAUUAUGUCAUCCUUUUGCUAAUUUGCCAUGGUGAAUAGUUUUCACACGAGAUAAAUGCCUAUAGUGCUUAAAUGUGUUUCAAAUAUAUUCGUAGAUCGAAAUAUUACCGAGAGAAACAUGUUAGGUUUGAUUAAAUUAGUAUUGUGUGCAUGCUGUAUACAAUGGUUUUAAAUCAAAACGUUAAGGGACAAGUGACUUAUAUGUACACUAAGAUACAAUUUGUUCACGAUUAUCACAUCGAUACAGUUUAUUACUGCGUAACGCAGACCGUAUCACAAUCAAAGUACUGAAAGAACUGGUGGGGCGAUUUUGCUCCAAUUGUGUGGCCUUAAAAAAACUAUACACCGUGAUGCCAACCAAUCCCCUUUGUUGAGUAGAACAGAUGGAAUUAAGGAAGGAUGACAGAUGGCCAACAUAAUAUAUAAUUUAGCUAUUGGGGUUAAAAGUAAA
Dreissena polymorpha is the source of this 2496-nucleotide messenger RNA. Its product is annotated as protein draper-like. Bases 8 to 1579 code for a protein of 523 amino acids. Lineage: Eukaryota; Metazoa; Mollusca; Bivalvia; Myida; Dreissenidae. The record is from RefSeq and is a predicted model, not a curated record. The transcript has 9 exons.